CUGCACUCGCUGAAGAUGGCGGACUGCAGCACACUGCUGGAUGAGGCGCUGGAGUCAUUCGUGUUCAGUUACCUGACUGACAGCCCGGUGCCUGGUGAGGAGUCUCUGUCGCUGGAUUUUCCUGAGAUCGAUCUUUCCCAGUUGGAUGCUGGAGAUUUUGACACUACCAGCUGCUUUAAUGAGUUACAGUGGUGUAAUGAUCAGUCGGAGAAUGAGUCCAGCCAGUACAGCACCGAUGACUCUGAGCUGUUUCAGAUUGAUGGGGAAAAUGAGGCCUUACUGGCGGCCCUCACACAGACACUGGAUGAUAUUCAGGAAGAUGAUAUCAACUUGUCAGCCUUCAUGUCCUCCGGAGAUGGGGACUUCUACCCCGUACCCGCCCUUUCGCCAAAACCCAGCCGCCCAACUGAGUUCCCUAAGAGUCUAGAAACUGAAGAUGAGCUGUCUAUACUUAAGAAGUUACUUCUUUCUCCAGCACAGACACCCACUGGUUCUGAUGCACACGAGAGCAGCUCUCGACAAAAAGGAACCUCAAAGGUCCGUCUUCAGCGACAGUGUUUAAAGGUGGACAGUUCACAAGAAAAACCUACUAGCAUUCCUCAAGCACAGGGAAGAAGCUGUAGUGAACUACACAGACAUUUGGUAUCAAUCACACAUGUCCCUCCACCUACAGCUAAGGAUGAAAGCAAUAAAGAAGUACAUGAUUCAGUUGAAGAGGAGAACAGCGAAGAUGAAUCUGGGAGUUCCUCACCGUUGUAUGCUUUUCAGGGUCAGGAUCCACAGUUCACCUGUGAGAAGGAAAAGAAUGCGGUAGUAGACCUCAUCCGGUAUAUGCACACCUACUGCCUUCCGCUCAAAAAGCAUCACAGUGAUGAGAAACACCAGCAAUCCAGCAGUCUCUUAAAGAGAACUAAAAGCGAUUCAACGCAAGCUGUGCAUACUUAUGGAAACAAAGUAAACUUGGCAAAUGCCAAAGGGAACUGUCUCGCAUUGGGCAUGCUCAAAAGGACAAAGCGAACCUGGUCAGGGUCCUCAAUUCUAAAGGAACUCCUUGCGAGAGACAUUUGUGAGGACGUAAGCAAGCCAUACCGGCUGGUCCAGCCAGUAUAUGCAGCAUUCUCUCAUUUAUCUUGUAGCCGUUUGCCACAAGAUAAAAUAGAAGGGCGAUUGAAUAAGGGGAUCAAACCUGCAUUGGAGAAAACUGAAAAGGUAUAUUUAGCUCUUAAGAAAGACGGUCAAUGUACGGGAGCAGAUGCUGCUCAAGAGCAGAUGACCAGUAAAUCUGCUUCCAAACAGGAAUGCUCUGUUUAUGUCAGACGUUCAAGCAGACUAAACCCAGAGUUCUGGUUUAAUGAUGAAACUUCUCCACAGACAUGUACAGCACGGACAGACUCCGACAGCCAGCACCCAGCAGCACAGAACCUCUGUUUGACAGUGGAACCUUUUGUUGAUGAAGAACAGGUUGCUGAAAUAGAAGUUGGAGAGUCGACUGAAACAAAUGGCCAAACAGAACUGGACAGAGCUCUACAGGAUCUGGACAGCCUUCAGAGUGAUGCCCUAGAAGCACAUACUGACAUUGCCAACCAGCCAUAUCAUCCUCCAGAUAACACCUGUCGUUCUUCAUUGUCUUUGACCGAAACCAAUUCUCCAUUUGAAAAGAGGACUUUUGAGGAGGGACUUACUGUGGAGCUGUGUGGGACUGCAGGGUUAACCCCACCAACCACUCCGCCAUACAAGCCUGCAGAAGAAGACCUGUACAAACCAGAGAUAAGUCAGGAAUCUGUAAAUAAAGGUUCUCUUAUUACCUUGUCUCUAAAAGAAGAGGCCAGCGAAGUCCGUCUGUCUGUAAAUAGGAAGCUUGCAAAGAAGCAGCCAGAGAGGACUGAACUAUACGCACAUUUGAGUCGUACACAGUCCGUUCCAGCAAACUCUCCCUCACAGGGAAUUAAAAGGACAUUUUUCCGGUCUUUUGGAGACCAUGAUUAUUGCCAGGUUAACAAGUCAGAAACUGUAUUCCAAAGGAAAAUACUGAAGCCUCUGGAUCUACCAAACCAUGGUGAAAAGAAGAAGAAGCAGCCUGAACCUCCCGUGCUCCAGAGGAAAGUCACUGAAGGAGCUUUGACACAAGACACCAAGGUGUUAAAGGACCAUGAGAUUCGAGCGAGUCUCACUAAGCAUUUUGGUUUUCCAGAUAGCACUCUUAAAGAGGAAGAGGAUAAUGUUACAUGUAUUAACCCUGAGUAUGACUCAGUUUUCGAGGACAGUGACAGUGACUGCAGCUCUCCCGAUGAGGCCUGCCUGUCUCCUCUUAGAGCAAAAUCAUGUUCUAGAAGGAGCCCCCAAUCCAAGCCACAGAGCUAUCGGCAAGGUCAGGCCGCUGCUAGAAUUAUAAGUUCAUCCGACAGCAAGAGGACACACAGCAGAUGUGAAAGCAAUGAACAGAGACCGACUGGAAACUUGAGCCAGAGGCAAAUCCAAAGGAAGAGGCAGAAUGCAAUUGAUGAAGGGCGUCUCAUCUGCAUCAGAAAUCUCUCAGGCAGCAUUAGUGCUAAUGAGUUGAAGAGGAGGUUUGAGGUUUUUGGAGAGAUGACUGAAUGUCUCAUUCUUAGUAGACGCAGGGGUGAGAAAUAUGGCUUAAUCACGUAUCGGUUUCACGAGGAUGCUGCAUUGUCUUUGAAGAAGGGCCCUUCCCUGAGAAAAAGGAAUGAGCCCUUGUUUCAAAUGAGCUACGGAGGUCUUGGGCAUUUUUUUUGGACCAAAUACACUGAUUUAGAUUCAAAUGCAGCGGAGCCAUCGACAACUGUGAUGAAGAGCAAGUACAAGUCCAUGGAUUUCGACAGCUUGCUGAAAGAGGCACAGAGAAGUCUACAUCGAUGACAGCCUUAUUAUAGAGGAGUACCUCAAUACCUCAGUCAAGGCACUUCCAACAUGUUUACGUUUUCGAAACAAAGUGGAAUACAGAUACAACAGACUUUAUCCUUUGAAUUGAUGUUUACAUUGAACAAAGCUGCUUCUGUAUGUGAUCUUCCCAUGGUGUUGCUGUCUCACUGCCACAUUUGAGUAUCCUUGCUUUUUUUUUUCCGGGUGCGUCUAUAAACAUAACGUCCUUACCCCUCCCCUCGUGGUUGCAGCUGUGUUCUCCAUAACAUUUUUUUGUCUGUAGUGUGUAAAACAAAUCACCACUCAAAAAAGUCUUUUGUGAAUAGAGUCUGGAUAACUAAACUACUUUUAAUAGAAAGAUGUAUAUUCUUUAAAAAAAAAAAAAAAAUUGUAUUUAUGGUUCACAUGUACUGUAUUUCAUAUUGUCGUCUGCUUCAUUUUGAACUAUGCACUCUAGUGAGGUGUUUGCAAAAGAUCCGAUUUAAUCCUUGUACAUUAUGAAUCCUUAUGAAUCAUUGGGCAAGAACUGCAAAUCUAGAACACCGGGCAUUGAAAACUAUAUAGAUAAUCUUGAAACUGAAGUCAAGUCUAUAUGUGUCAUAUAUUUUAGUAAGGACACUGGAUCUCACAGUCUGGAGACCGCUCUGCUGCUUGUUUUUCCUCCUGCGUCUCCCCAUUUUUUUCUCUUCCUAGAACUGUUAACCUUCCCCCAUUUUUUUUUUUUUCCCCCAAAGCCAGAUUGGAACUGGCACAAAAGAUGCAGAGUAUUAAUGAAUGAACCGAAUACUUGUCUAUGUGAAGUUCACAUUCCUUUAUCAGAGUUGAUGUUGAAGAUGAGAACAUUUGUGCAGAUGGCAUCUGUCUGCCAGGCCUGUCAGGAGAAUGCAGGUUCUGAUCAACACUUUAACAUCUGGUAUUACUUUGCACAAUAGUAAAUCGGAUAGACUGACAUGCUUGCAGAACUUGACUUUGCAGUUCAGGUGUCCUAAAUGUACCCAUAAAUCCAGUAUUCCCCAUGUAGGGUUCAUGUACUUGUCCUGUAUCCUAAUGUGUGUACAAGAGAUAAUGUUUCCUUUCAUCUACUUUAUGACUUAUUUCCAAAGAUUACCAAGGAGAUUCUCCUCCUUCUCACUUUAGCGUAUGCAUUGAAUUUGUGAUAUCAUAACGUGAUUGACAGCAAUACACAGCUGGAAUAAUGCCCGCCAUAUCCUGCCAGAGACAGCAAUGUUUCUGGGUUAACAUUUUAGCUUAGUAUAAAAGCCAUUCUUUUCAAUGACACAGGAGUGUUGUAAAUAGCGCCAUCAAUACUUGGGAACUGGGACUGCUGAAGCCGUUAUGUUUACCAGGGUAGCAUAGAAUGUAGGAUUAAGCCAUUACGUGUAGUUUAGGAGACAUAGCCUUACUUCUUUAAAUAGUCACCGGUAGAUACCUCCGGUCUUAUUUUUUUAUGUUUUGCCAAAGUUUCCAGCAGCUCCAGCGAAACCCCAGGAUUGAACAUACCUCUUUGGCAAACACCUUAUUGUAGAUCUGCCUUUAUCUGUCAUAGUAUUCCCAUACAACAAUGAUGUUUACAUGUGAUUGCUAUAUAGUUUACUGUAGAAUAUAAUAUAAAUAUUAUAUAUAUAAAUAUAUAAGAAUAUGAUGUUGCCCUUAGGGUGAAUCGUUACGUCCUGUGCUGUGCCGAUAGUUUUGAGAACAGUAUGUGGAAUAUUCUCUGAAUAGACGUCUACAGUUUACACAAAGCACAUAUGUUGCAUUGGGGAUUCAAGUUUGUAAGGGUUAAAGUUAAAUUAUUCUGCUUUCUAGCGGCGGUUUCAGUGACAGGCGGGUGACUCCUUGUAGCCUAUACGUGGCCGGUGAAUCUCCUGCUUCUAAUGUCCAGUAGUGCUUCCUUUUGCUGACCAGCUUUGUCUGGCUCUCAUUCUGACAGAGGACAUGAUGGCGGAAGCUUUCGUGACUAUUUAGUCAUAACUUCGAUUGGAGAACUGUAAGAAUUUAUUUCCAUGAGGCCUUUAGAUAUUAUUUAGCGAGCUUAUUGUCCAGCACUUAUGCAAAGCGUACACGCACAGGUAGUCUCAUUGCGGGUCCACCAAUAGUAUCUAUGUUAACAGACCAUUGCUUUUCUUUUUGUUUCUUUACGUGGCGUGCACUUAACACUUAUGAAUGUAUUUUAUGGUAGAAUUUGGCCUGUGAAAAUAGUGACAAGAAUUUUAUAGUCACAAUUGUAUUUUUAACAUGAAUUCAUUUAUGCGAUGCGGGUAGUCCAUUGAAAUUUGGUUAUAGAAUUUGUAAUUUAUUGAAUUGGGUUGGGCUUUUUUUUUGUUUUUUUGUUUUUUUUAAGCAACUAUAAAAUGAAGUAUAAUAAAGUAUAUUCCCUUUGGAAAACUUCCAAAGAAAAAAAUGUACCCAUGUGAUAGGUCAUAAAAAGAGGUGUCCAGCCCAUCAGAUCGUCAAUUGGUUUAAUGUAACACUGGAUACAGUGGUUAAUUCUUAAUAAACCACUGUAUCCAGUGGUCCAAUGGUUAAUUCUUAAUAAAUAAAAAAAAUGCUUAGAAUGGUCAUUCAUUGCCAGAUUAGAAACCUGUUGUAUUUACUGUGUAGCAUAUUUUUACAGUUAGUAUGAUUAGCUUUAUGGUGCCCAUACACAUUGAAUUAAAAUUGAUGAAAAGAGAUCAUUUCAACCAAAACAAUAGAUGGUUGUGUGAAAUUUUGCAACAAAUGUAAUGGUUGUCAUUGUCGUCGUCUUGCUGUUAAAAAAAGAAGAAAAAAAGUUCCCCAGUAAGAUGAUUUGCCCAUCGCCCAAUGUCAUUGGUCAUGUUUGACUGGAUUGAAGGAAUUAAUUGUCCACUAUGGACUGAAAUGUGUAUGGUUCAUUGGCAAAACAUCUACCAUACAAUGAUUCACUGGUUGUUUAACCAUCAGCUGACCGUGAAUACAACAGAAAUGUAAUCCAUAAUUUUUUUUGCCAUAACACUAACCUUAAAAUACCCUGAUGACUAAAGCUGUUUAGUUUUAGGAUCUUUUUUUAAGCCAAUAUUUUCCUUAAAGGAGUACUCCAAUUAUCCCCUAUUCAAAGGAUAAAGGAUGUGUCUAAUCGUGGGGGACCCAGCGUUGUACUCUUAUAUCUCCGGCUCUCCCAUAGAGAUGCAUGGAGGGUGGGUGCCGACCCUCGCUUCUUGCACAAGGAGUUUCAAAGUACCAUGCAGGAGAUCGCAGGGGGUCCCAGCUGUCGGACCACCCUCGAUCAGACACUUAUCCCCUAUUCUUUGGAUAGGGGAUGCAUUUUCCUAAAUUGGACUAACCAUUUAAACUUUUUAAAGUCUUUCAGUGCCACCCAGUUUAGAGUUCCUAUCUUUUACACUAAAUAUAAGGACUUAAGCCAUGUUUUAUGUUUUGACCCAGUGUUCGGAUUUCGAGAUCGUAUGGUCCUAGACCAGAUAUUUUAUUAGAAUUAUCUGUAACUGCUCAAUGUAUUUAAAAUUUGUGAUCCCUUAAUAUUUAAAAAAAUAAAUGAAACAUUGGGAAUAAAAUUUGCCCUAUAUGUUAAAUAAAUGUCAGGAUUGACCUAAUGGGUAACAUUUAUGGUUGAAAUAAAAUACUUGAGGAUAACCCAGUCGUUGUAAAAUAUCCAUCUUACAUUGAAUAUAGACAACAUUGAUUCACUAAUAAGGUUUAACAAUACUAUUUAGGUGUAACCUGACUAUAUAGGAUUGUCUUGAGAGACUUUUUGUCUUGAGAGUCUACAUAAUUCUAUAUGGGUAGAAUUGACCCUUAUUUCAGGCCAAUGCUGUCAGCAUAUAGUCAUGUAGGAUGAAUUGAAAGGCACUCAGGGAAGCCAUAACAAUGAGUAUGUAAAAAGUAAUUAGUUUUGUUCCAUCAAGAACAAGAUUUAUUCGCUACUUAUCUAGGUAUAUAAAUGCACCUUGAAGCUGCAUAUGGCAAAAGUGGAGUAUUUUAUAGUUAAUUGUUUGGGAUAUAUCAUUUUGGUUAUUCUUCUCGAUUAUUAGGCCAAUUAAUUAUUUUUUUUGUCCAAUUCUAGAAAAAGUAAUACGAUUGCUCCAUGUCACCUUAAGACUAAGAUUUGUAGGAAUGGUUACUGACUGAGCCAACAUUCGUUUGUAGAUCUUGUGGCUCAAUAAUAUUUUUUCCCUUUUAAAUGGCGAGUUUGCUUUACAAAGAAUUUGAAACCCUUGUUAAAAUAAAUAAUACUUUGUGGACUAGACCAUCUUUUCAUACUAGUGAGGAAUAGCUAAAUUUUUCCCCAAUUUUGAUUUUCUGUCUGUUAUUUUGAUGUGGUGGUGUUUUUGUUUGUUUUUUGUGUGCACAAAAUGUAAAUCAUUUUUACAGAUUUUUUUUUAUUUCUUUUCACCAUAUGCAUAGUUUCCUGAUUUGUUUGCCAUUUUUAUAAAUGGGUGUAUAAUAAGACCUUGCCUUGUUUUGCUUUCAUCAUUUAUCCUAAGCAAUAGUAUAGAAGAACAAUCCAUCCAUUUUUUUAAAUUUUUUUUUGUGUGUGUGUGUGUUUUUUUUUCCUCUACUUGAUGUUUAUAUGACCGGCUUUACCUUUUUGGAGGCACCUUGUUUAGCUUCUAGUCACAGCUAUCUAAUGGACCAUGUUAACAAAGCUGCUGAUUUGGUGCUUUUUGAUGGAUAGGUAUUGCUCCCGGGCUUAGAAUCUAGAACGUAGUAAUCUAGAUAAUGGUGCAUGGGUCAUUACUACUUAUAACAUGAGGAUAUUUUGUGUAUAAUUUAUGCAUUUCACUAGGAAGGUGUAUGGGGUCUUGCCUCAUCACAUCAGCUGUGUUAUUUAUAAUUACAGGAUAAAUCUAUUUUUUUUAAAGGACCCUUCUAAUCAUUGAAUUAAUGGUUAAUAUGUAUGAAUGAUUUGUUUGUUGUUUUAUUCAUGGUAGAGGGUUUGUUUUCUUUUUAUAUUUCACUUUUUAAAUUUAGUUGUAUCUUUAUUUAUGUACUAUACAUGUAUCUUCAGAUGGUAUGCAUUCUUAUGUCAUUUCCUUUUUUAUUUUUAGUGUGAUUUAACUGUCUACCUUAUAAAGAAGAGAAUGUUUUAUUGUAUUUUUACAUUGUCAAAUCCUAUAGUUUCGUAGAUAAUAAUUUAACCAAAAUCGCUCAAUGUAUUAUCCAGUGAGUAUAAAAUAUAUUUUAAAUUGUGUAAAUACUUUCUGGACUGGCUUAUUUUACUUAAACUAUAUUCCUCUGGAUAAGGAGUUUCUUGUUUACAUUACAAAAUUAACUGUAGAAUCUCUACAUUCAUGUACUGUAAAUAGCAAUUGUGUUCAGCCUACGAAUAAAACUAAACCGUGGAUGGUAAAAGUUUAACCACUAAAUCUGUGUCUUUAGUUUUACGUCUA
Molecule: messenger RNA, 8246 nt
Organism: Hyla sarda
Lineage: Eukaryota; Metazoa; Chordata; Amphibia; Anura; Hylidae
Gene: PPARGC1B
Product: PPARG coactivator 1 beta
Exons: 12
Coding region: 16-2877 (953 amino acids)
Biological process (GO): positive regulation of transcription by RNA polymerase II
Cellular component (GO): nucleus
Molecular function (GO): RNA binding; transcription factor binding
Source: RefSeq, a predicted model, not a curated record